AUGAAUGGAAACGACGGCGAUCUAUUUGUAUGUGGGAAAUGUAAAACAAAUUUUACAAAUCUCGAACUUUUUUUAAUACAUCGUAGUUCAUGUCGUGCAGCAAAUGUGACUCAAACAACUGAUAAUGAAGUGUGCGAAUGUGCUCCGUGUCAAACUCAAAAAGAGAUAACGAAUCUCACCAAUUAUGAUUUUACAGCUGACUAUCAACAACAACAACAACAAAUAUUAAAUGUUAAUCCGACUCUGUUUAUUGAAGCCGUAUCGUAUACACCAAAUGAAGCAAAUUUUGCUGGACAGUUGAAUGCUGCAAUGCAAUUUACAUGGCCUUCUUCUUCUACAAUAUCUGUAUGUGAGCCAUUAUUAUCAGAAAGUGUUGAUACCAAUUUUAUUCCAAUACUUCAAGAAAAUUUAAACUUGAGAGAAAAAAGAGAAUUAUCUCCAUCAAUUGAAAGUGAUAAUAAAAAAAUCCAUCGAGGAGACGAUUAUUACAUGAACGAUAGUGAAAAUGAGGAAGAUGACGAUGAUGACCUGUUUGAAUUUGAUGAUGAUGGAUUGCUAAUAGAGAGUUUAUCUGAAGAUGAAAUCGAUACAACUACUGUUGAACAAUUAAGUGAAAAUACAACAUCUGCCCCGAGUAUAAAACAACGUAAAAUACAAAUAGACGAUGGAAUGUUCCAGGAGAGUAUUCUUUCAGCAAUUAUUGAUGGUUAG
Molecule: messenger RNA, 711 nt
Organism: Didymodactylos carnosus
Lineage: Eukaryota; Metazoa; Rotifera; Eurotatoria; Philodinida; Philodinidae
Source: the annotation of a GenBank genome assembly